CGGAGGGAGGCUUAAAGCUGCGCAGCUAUGGCGGAUGGACGAGAAGAAGUGAUGCGAUGGGGAGAUGUGGACACGUGGCGGCCGCUGUUCCACGUGGAUGACUUCUUGUGCGCUGUUUGCAGGGAACUGGCUUUCAAGCCUGUUGUGAAUGUGUGCGGGCAUAUGUUCUGUCUGAUGUGCAUUCAUAAGGCGAUGAGUCCGAUCAGGGGCUCGUCGUGCCCUCUUUGUCGGCGAGGCUACUCACACCUGCCACGUGUCUGUGCGCUGCUGGACAAAUUCGUCGAGACCACCUUUCCAACGGAAUACGCGGAGAGGGAGCAGGAGGGAGUGUUUGACGAAGUGCUGCAGCCGUUGGAUGGUGACAGCGCCGAGGAGGAGGAGUAUGGGGAUGGAGAUGGGGAUGAGGAUGGCCACCCCGAGGAAGUCGUCGAUGAUGACCAGGGAGGGGAAGCAGCAGCAGCAGCAGCAGCGUCUGCGGAUGCGCAUGUGCAGCGCGCUACGGUUGGAGAUCACGCAGCAGCACCAGCAGCACCAGCAGCAGCGUCGGCGGAUGCGCAUGUGCAGCGCGCUGCGGUUGGGGAUCACGGGGAACCAUCGCCUCCGGUGAAUCGUUCGCCGACAGAUGACACGCCAUCUGAAUUUGCCCGGCGUCCUGAUCACCUAUCAAGACUGGGUUUGCUCGUCUCUUCCUCCUCGGUAAUUAGCACAUCAGCAAUUUUCGAGCUUGUAAAGCGGAUAAGCAAUCAUAGCGAAGUCUCCCCAGGAUCGCGUGUCUCUUCGUCGUCGAAUUCUUCUUCUUCCUCUUCCUCUAUGGAGGCUUCGUCGAGGAGGUCUGGCUACGCGCUGGCGAGGGUGCGUACUUCGACCGCUGCCGUCGCUGGCGCGCAGGGGGGCGAUCGCGAUCGCGCUCGCGAUCGCGCUCGCGAGAACGAACGGCUGGGCGUUCACGCUGCCGUCGGGAUGAACGAUGAGAUGUCCAUCCACAGCGGCGAGGGAACGACCCAGACAAGUGAUAGGCGGCGGGACGCUGAGGAGAGUGGGGGGGUGAUGGCGCUUGCGGAGGGGAGUGGACGGCCGAGGGGUGCGCAGUUAUUGCAAAGUGAAUAUGAUGAUGGCCAUCGAUGGACUGUCACAGCGCUGGAGUGUGGGGCUGCCGGCGGCGAAUCUGGCGAAGCGGUAGGCGCCAGCAGUGCCACGGCAUGCACAAGAGGGGCAAAUAGGAGAGGAGCUGACGGCCAACGAGGAGAGGAGGAGGAGGAAAAAGCGGGCGGCGAUCGGGGUGGCGGGAGGAGAGAGACAGUAAGUAAGAUGGGGACUGGUAGUCUUCAUGCAGCGGGAGGGGGUGAGCUGCUUCGUGUUCAGCAGCAAGGGGAAGGCGGUCGUGAGCACGAGCAACAACUUAGGGUUUCCUGCUCCGCAGAUGACAAUGCUGAUGAAUCGUCACGCGAAUGCAGACCAGAUUCGCGGCGAUCGCGACCGGAUUUAGGGUUGUUUCGAUGCGGAAUGUGUCAGAAGCUUCUAAUCAAACCUGUGGUUUUGAAUUGCGGCCAUGGGUUCUGCAGUGUUUGCGCGCAGUCGCGAGGAACACCGUUGAUUUGUCCCGAUUGCGGCGCCCGGCAGCCGGAGCGAAGGCCUGGAUUUUGCAGGAUCCUGCAGAGCGUCCUAGAGACCCUCUUCCCUGACGAGAUCUCCCACCGCCAGACACAAGUCAAAGGCAAGUGUACUACUCCUGUUGCCAACCCUUCUCCUCCUCCGCCUCCCGCUCCCCCCCGUCCUCCUUCUGUGCCUACGUGGAGAGACGAUGACACACACGAAGAGGAGGAGGAGGAGGAGGAGGAGAAGGAUGAUGGGAGUGUUGCGAGGAUGACGAUGAUGAUUACAGAAGAAGGGGAGAGCGACGCUAAUGGGAACCUCCCGGUGGCGGCGGGAACGAUAACCAGGCAACAGCAAGAAGGGCAGCCUCAGCAGCCGCAGCAGGGUCAGCAAGCGAAUCGGCAUAGGAUGAUUCAUCCCCAGUAUGGAUGCGAUGGGUGUGGCGCCUACCCGAUCAUCGGACGGCGAUACCGAUGCCUGGACUGUCGGCCUCGGAUUGGAUACGAUCUGUGUGGUGAGUGCUUCGAUCGACGGCAUCAGCUUGAUGAUGGCGGGCGGUUCAAUCAAGGACACAGGGCGGAGCACAGGAUGAUGGAGAGGGACGAAUUCGCGUUGAUCUUCGGUCAGUUGGGAUUCCAUGAGUGGACUCCCGAUCAGGAAAUAUGGCUAGUCUGGCUGAUGACGACGAUGAGGUCGGAGGGGGGGCAGAGGGGGGAUGCAGGUUCUGGCAGAGAAUCUGCACAAGCUGCCUCAGAGAACGCGAUCGAGCCUUCGCAAGGAGGUGGAGGAGUCGGUGCGGGCACAGAGAGGUUAGGGGGAGGAGGGGUAGAGGUAGAAGAGAGGGGGGGCCCUCCCCCGCACCAGUGUGAUGGAGGAGAAGGAGAAUAAGAGUGAAGACGGGGAGGAGAUGGUGGGGAAACGGGAGGGGGAAAAAGGGUAGGAGGAGACGCUGGCGGUGUGCAGCGGACGGGUGAGAGACCCGACCUCGUGACCGCCCCAUCAGACAGCCAUGGCACGUCAUUGGAGUAGAGGAAGGGAUAACACAUGUAAGUGUAGUAGAACGUCGGUAGGUCGGUAGGUCGGUAGGUAGGGAGGGAGGUGGGGGUGAAGCCUGCAGAGAAUUUUAGUUGUCAAAUACAGGAGAGACUGCUUUCCUCAUUCUGCAUUCAGUGUGGUUGUACAAAAUUCUACCAAGUAAGGAGGGGAGAUUCUUAAGGAGGGGAGAUUUCUUAUCGGGACACAGGGAAGGCAAGAACAUGAAGGGUUGGAGGGAACCCGGUAUAAUAGUUCUGUGACAACAUC
Molecule: messenger RNA, 2895 nt
Organism: Chara braunii
Lineage: Eukaryota; Viridiplantae; Streptophyta; Charophyceae; Charales; Characeae
Source: the annotation of a GenBank genome assembly